AUGGUAGCUAUUAUGUCCGAGUCAGGUUCAAGUAGUAAUGUGAAGCAAGGGAUGCAGAAGCAGAAGCAGAACCCAUUUGAAUUCAGUCACGACAAGAUCCUGGAUGAUGUUUACAGAACACAUUUUCAUUGUCUUGAGAAGUGUGAUACAGCUUCUCUUCACAGCGCUGCCUCUGAUGUUAUCAACCUCUCCAUGGAAAUCUCAGAAAAGGUGAUUGCUAAGAGUGAGAAACUCAGCGAUCAGUUCAGAGAAGACACGACCAUAACUUUCCAACAACUUGCUGCCAAACUGAAGCGAAUUGCUUAUCUGAUGAUAUGUACUCCUCGUGGUGAACAUCCAGUUCAUUGCACAACGAUGUUGAUUCUGGAACAGCUGAAACAUUAUUCUUGGGAUGCAAAAGUACUGAUAGUUCAAGCAGCUUUUGCCCUGGAAUACGGCAAAUUCUUGUACCUUCUUCCUCUGAUCGCACCAUGCCAGCAGUUUGAAAGUUCAUUUGCAGAUUUGCAUGGACUUCUAAUGGUUCCACAGAACAAAAAGAACCUCACUCACUUCAACGGUGUGGUGAAGAAGGUAAUGGAAGUGGUUGAAUGUAUCACUGUGUGGAAGAAGCUUAUUAGUGCAGGGCAUGACAUAAGAGAUGUACCUACUUUGGCAGAAAGUUUGCAAGAGAUUCCUAUUGUUGUGUACUGGACAAUUUUCACCUUUAUCACCUGUACUGGUGAAAUUGAUGACUUCACUCGUAACAAGGAUCAAAGUCACGAUUUAUGGACACAGUUGGAGAAUAAACUUGAAUCCAUUCUAGGAAAAUUCAAGAAUCUUCUGGAAAGGUGUAGCAACGAGAUAGAAAGAAUAGAGGACUUCACCAGGCGUAAGAAUAUUGUUUCUCGUGGUAGAGAUAUUGUAAAGGUUUUGAAAGCACUCAUCAUUUCUGAAGACAACAGGGAUUUAAGACAGAAUGUGUAUUAUAUUGACCACUCUGAAAAACAGGUUAAACUGGAAGAGUUUAAAAAGAAGUAUGUGUUAUUAUUCAUUUCGGGCCUUGAAAAUAUUAAAGAGGAGAUUCAACUUUUAAACUCAAUAAACGAAAAGUUGAAGGAGAAGCCAAGAGAAGUGGAAGGUUAUCGGAGUGAAGAUUUCAAGAUUUUGUGGAUACCCAUUGUGGAUGAAUGGAAUGAGGAACGUAAAAAAAAAUUAGAGAGUAAUUUACGGGAGACUAAGUUUGGAUGGUACGUGGUUAAAUAUUUAAACUUUGAAACAAGCCUCAAGUUAAUUAGAGAGGAAUUAAGGUACGAGGGAAAACAUGUUUUCCCACUAAUAAAUCCUCAAGGGAAGGUGGAAAACAUUGAUACAAAGCAAAUUCUAUCUCGGUGGGGCAUCGAUGGGUUUCCUUUCAGAACUUCUGAUCAAAACCAACUUAGUCAACAAUGGGAGUGGUUUUGGGCUGAAAUGACCAAAUUCAAUCCAGCAAUACAGAACUGGAUCGAAGAAGAGGAUUGUUAUCUCUUCAUCUAUGGAGGCACUGACAUUAAGUGGAUUCAAGAUUUCACGACAGCCACGGAGGCACUGAAGAAGGAGGUUGAGAAAAUGAGUUUGGAGACAAAUAUCACAAUAGAAUCAUACCAACUAGGAAAGAAAGACACCAAAGUUGUUAUUCCACGCUUUUGGAUUGCCAUUGAUAGCUUACUAACAAGCAGGAAACAAGUGAAGGGUGGUGAAAGGGGGAAAGACUUUACAACAAAUGAGAUAAAGAAGAUGCUGUUCCUAAAACAAGAUCCUAAAGGAUGGGCCAUUCUUAGUAGAGGCAAAAAUGUGAGUCUCCUUGGUCAUGGUGAGGCCAUGUGUCGCACAGUCAAAGAAUUUGACACAUGGCGUGAGAAAUUGCGUGGAGUGAGCUUUGAUGUGGCUUUCAAAGAGCACUACAAGGGAAUCAUGCAGAAAGAUGGUUCUAAAAAGUGUGAAGAAAAUGUAAUUUGUUAUGGUUUUCCAACGGAUAUAGUGGAACGUAUUCCGUGCCCAAAAAAGGAUUGUCGACGUCCAAUGGAGGUAACUUCCGUCAAUUAUAAGUGUUGUCGUCAACAUCAACAAUAG
Messenger RNA from Sphenostylis stenocarpa, 2088 nucleotides. The record is from the annotation of a GenBank genome assembly. Lineage: Eukaryota; Viridiplantae; Streptophyta; Magnoliopsida; Fabales; Fabaceae.